UUUCCGAAGGCCACUACAUUCCGUCGCAUAUAGUUUCUGUUCCAUAACACAAACACUUGGAGGAUGCAACAGCCGCAACUUAAGCAAAGUCCUAAGUAGCAACGAACCAAGAGUAGCCAUAUAUUCAUUAGCUUUAGCUAAGCAUAAUGUUCCUUCGCGGCUUUGCUUCGCUCUGCUACAACAAUUGAACAUGACCCAAAACCCUAAUUGCGGCAACUGAAACAGAACUCCUGAAAUCAAAGGAAAAAGAAAAAAACUAAUUACAUAACCAAGAAGUAACGACAUAACAACAUGUCUUGCUACUCAUCAAUUUUUCAGGGUUCUAUUAGAACAUCGACAAUCAUGUCUUUAAGAACCUCCUUUCCUCUCCAUCUCCAUAAAACCCCAUACAAAACCCUAAUAAAGCAGCAUUCUUUGUUUUCAUUAGCUUCAAUUUCUACUAUGAUGAAUCACCAAACCCUAUCUUUUAAGCAUCAUCAGGGAGUGGUCAGGUGUUCUGGUUCUCUUGGUUUUUUGGAUUGGAGAACCGUUGCCUUGCCUUAUUUUUGCCUACAGAACUUGAAUUAUAGUAGGUUUGCCUACCAGGGCGUUACUAGUGAUGAUUCAGACCUUGAAGUUGGGUCAUAUUCCCAGCAGGCAAUGAGUGGUUCCACCCUUGAUAACAUUGAAGAUUGGAGAUGGAAGUUUACCAUGCUACUUCGCAACAAAGAUGGGCAAGAAAUUGUCUCAAGGGAGAAAAAGGACAGGCGUGAUUUUGGGCAUCUUUCAGAAUUGGCAAGCCGAAUGGGUUUGCAUAGUCGUCAGUAUUCAAGAGUUGUUGUCUUCAGUAAAAUCCCUCAGCCAAAUUACAGACCGGAUCUGGAUGACAAGCGUCCUCAGAGAGAGGUGACCUUGCCUUUUGGACUGCAAAGAGAAGUAGAUGCCCAUCUCAAUGCUUACCUUUCCAAAAAGUCCACGAACAGGGAAAAUUUCUCUGUUAAUUUCUUGCCAAAAUCAAGCAAUGGGAAAAGUAUGGCUAAUACUGAAGGGGUCUAUGAGCAGCCAGAUCCAAUGAUAAAGAACAAUGUUGUCAUGGAGAGAAUUCUAAGGAGGAAAAGUUUGCAGCUGCAAACUAAGCAGCAAGAAUGGCAGGAAACUCCUGAGGGCCAAAAGAUGGCUGAAUUUCGCCAAAGUCUUCCUGCAUAUAAAGAAAGGGAUGCACUGCUGAAAGCCAUUUCUGAAAAUCAGGUGGUUGUUGUCUCAGGCGAAACUGGUUGUGGUAAAACCACACAACUCCCGCAAUACAUUCUAGAAUCUGAGAUUGAAGCUGCCCGUGGAGGUGCCUGUAGUAUCAUAUGUACUCAGCCCCGAAGAAUAUCUGCAAUGGCUGUUUCUGAAAGAGUUGCUGCAGAACGAGGGGAGAAACUGGGAGAAUCAGUUGGAUAUAAAGUUCGCCUAGAGGGAAUUAAAGGGAGAGACACUCGCCUUCUGUUUUGUACUACCGGUAUAUUAUUGCGGAGAUUACUUGUUGACAGGAAUUUGAAUGGUGUUACUCAUGUUAUUGUUGAUGAGAUUCACGAACGUGGAAUGAAUGAAGAUUUCCUACUUAUUGUCCUGAGAGAUCUCCUUCCUCAUCGACCGGAGCUGAGGUUGAUUCUGAUGAGUGCAACUUUAAAUGCUGAGCUUUUCUCUUCCUACUUUGGUGGUGCUCCGACACUUCAUAUUCCUGGUUUUACAUAUCCAGUUCGAGCACAUUUUCUAGAGGACAUCCUAGAAUUGACUGGACACAGGUUGACUCCAUAUAAUCAAAUUGAUGAUUAUGGUCAAGAAAAGGGUUGGAAAAUGCAGAAACAAGCUCAGGCUUUUAGAAAGAGGAAAACCCAGAUUGCUUCUGCUGUUGAGGAUGCACUUGAAGCUGCCAACUUUAAGGGGUACAGCCUACGCACCCAGGAGUCUUUAUCCUCUUGGAAUCCAGAUUCAAUUGGUUUCAACCUCAUUGAGCGUGUGCUCUGCCACAUAGUUAAGAAAGAACGACCUGGUGCUGUGUUAGUAUUCAUGACUGGUUGGGAUGAUAUUAGUUCUUUGAAGGAUCAGCUACAAACUCAUCCCGUAUUGGGUGAUCCUAGCAGAAUAUUGCUACUUGCAUGCCAUGGUUCUAUGGACAGCUCUGAGCAGAGGUUAAUAUUUGAUAAGCCCAAAGAUGGAGUGCACAAAAUUGUUCUGGCUACUAACAUGGCUGAGACUAGUAUAACCAUUCCUGAUGCAGUCUUUGUGGUUGACUGUGGGAAGGCAAAAGAGACUUCAUAUGAUGCACUGAACAAUACUCCUUGUUUGCUUCCAUCAUGGAUCUCAAAGGCUGCAGCUCGGCAAAGAAGAGGAAGAGCUGGUCGUGUUCAACCUGGAGAGUGUUAUCAUCUCUAUCCAAGAUGUGUUUAUGAUGCUUUUGCUGAUUAUCAACUACCAGAACUUUUAAGAACACCACUGCAGUCCUUGUGCUUGCAAAUUAAAAGUCUCCAACUUGGUAGUAUUUCGGAGUUCCUUUCUAGGGCAUUGCAGCCACCAGAACCUUUAUCGGUUCAAAAUGCUAUCGAAUAUUUAAAAGUGAUAGGAGCUCUGGAUGAGAACGAAAAUCUAACGUUGCUAGGACGUCACUUGUCAAUGCUUCCGGUUGAGCCUAAGCUUGGGAAAAUGCUUAUAUUAGGGGCUAUUUUCAACUGUUUAGAUCCAGUAAUGACUGUUGUUUCUGGUCUUAGUGUAAGAGAUCCAUUUUUGAUGCCAUUUGACAAGAAGGAUCUUGCGGAGUCUGCAAAGGCACAGUUCUCUGCUCGUGAUUACAGUGAUCACCUCGCUCUUGUCCGAGCCUUUGAUGGUUGGAAAGAUGCUGAAAGACAACAAUCUGGUUAUGAGUACUGUUGGAAAAAUUUCCUGUCUGCACAAACUAUGAGAGCCAUCGAUGCUCUUCGGAAGCAGUUCUUUUAUUUGCUCAAGGAUACUGGUCUCCUUGGUCAGAAAACAGAGGACUGCAGUAUGUUGAGCCAUGAUGAGCAUCUUAUUCGAGCAAUCAUCUGUGCUGGCUUGUUCCCUGGGAUCUGCUCUGUUGUAAACAAGGAGAAGUCAAUAACAUUGAAAACAAUGGAGGAUGGCCAGGUUCUUCUCCACUCGAACUCUGUGAAUGCCGGUAUACCCAAAAUUCCAUACCCAUGGUUAGUUUUUAAUGAGAAAGUGAAAGUAAAUUCAGUCUUUCUGCGGGAUUCAAGUGGCGUAUCUGAUUCUGUGUUGCUUUUAUUUGGAGGAGAUCUUUCAAGAGGUGGACUAGAUGGACACCUGAAAAUGUUGGGAGGAUACUUGGAAUUUUUUAUGAAACCUGCCUUGGCAGAUACAUAUUUGAGCUUGAAGAGAGAGCUUGAAGAAUUAAUUCAGAAGAAACUUCUGGAUCCCAAGCUGGAUAUUCAAUCUCAUAACGAGCUCCUGAUGGCAAUAAGAUUGUUGGUAUCGGAGGAUCAAUGUGAGGGUAGAUUUGUUUUUGGUCGACAGCUGCCAGCACCCUCAGAAAAGGUGAUGAAAGAUGCAGUGUCUGGCAAACAGCCAUGUGAUAAUUCUAAGAAUGAGCUGCAAACUGUGCUUAUCAGGGCAGGACAUGGACCACCCACCUAUAAGACGAAACAACUGAAAAACAACCAGUUUCGCUCCACUGUGAUUUUUAAUGGAUUGAACUUUGUAGGGCAGCCUUGCAACACUAAGAAACUUGCAGAAAAGGAUGCAGCUGCUGAGGCUCUGCUGUGGCUGAAGGGUGAGGUGCAUUCAUCUUCUAGAGAUAUUAACCAUGCGUCGGCUCUUCUAAAGAAGAGCAACAAGAAAACUAAAAAUAAGGCUCUGCUUCAUGGUGGUAAAUGGAGCUAAGAAGACACUUAAUAACCUAAGGCAUAGGAUAUCAUAAUUGUAAUCAAAGGAAGAGCCUAAGGCUGAAUGGAUCUGAGCUGAGAUUUCUGGCAGACGGACACAGGGUCUGUGGUCCUGGCUGAAACUCUUUCCUUUUGGAUUGAGCUCAUAACUUCCAGUUAUGGAGUGACACUGAAAGUAAAAUGCAGGCUUCAUAAAAUCUAGGGCCUUUAGAAAUCCUCAUCUUUGGGAACUCAUAAUAGCCAACGUGCAUCAGAGCUGGAGCUGGAGGUUCUACGACGUGACUUGCAGAAUUUUGUUUUUGCAGUGGUGCUGCAUGCCUCGUGUCCAAGUUCUCGUUGACUGGUACAUUGCUAUGAAAGAAUAACAUAAUUAUUUUUAUAGAAAGGUAGAAUUCUUCUUAAAAACGUUAGUGUACACCAUAUUCAUCCAUCAAUAUGCCAUUAAAUUCUGUAAACUGCUAAUCUCAUAGAGUAAGUUGAGUUGAAAGAAGCCUCUUGUCUCUUCAUCGGCAUUGGAUAGUCUGGUUCGACUUGCACUGCUGGCAUGUGGGUCAUCAUAGGUAGCUUAGAAAUUAGAAUUGUUGUACAUUCCUAAUUGACGGUAUGAUAUUAGCCCGCUCAUAAUUCCUAAGGGUCAGAAUAUAUUAUUUUUGCA
Ricinus communis (castor bean) is the source of this 4536-nucleotide messenger RNA. RefSeq names its product DExH-box ATP-dependent RNA helicase DExH3. Lineage: Eukaryota; Viridiplantae; Streptophyta; Magnoliopsida; Malpighiales; Euphorbiaceae. The coding region runs from base 292 to 3879 and encodes 1195 amino acids. The transcript has 19 exons. Gene Ontology annotation, cellular component: nucleus; intracellular anatomical structure. The record is from RefSeq and is a predicted model, not a curated record. Gene Ontology annotation, molecular function: RNA binding; ATP binding.